Striga hermonthica is the source of this 310-nucleotide messenger RNA. The record is from the annotation of a GenBank genome assembly. NCBI's taxonomy places the organism in Eukaryota, Viridiplantae, Streptophyta, Magnoliopsida, Lamiales, Orobanchaceae.
AUUCUUGCUUCUCUGAUGUUAUCUUCUCUUAGUGAGAGUAUUCUUAUCUUGACUGUUGGUUUGGGGUUAUCUAAAGAAAUGUGGUCAGCUCUUGAAAACAAUUUUGCAACUCAAUCUCAAGCCAAGAUAAUGCAGUACAAAAUCUUGUUGCAAACUCUGAAAAAGACUGGUAUUGCUAUGAAGGAUUAUCUCAACAAGAUGAAAAGCUAUUGUGAUGUUUUAACUUCUGUUGGGCAUGUUAUUCCAGAAAAUGAUCAAGUCCUUCAUGUUUUAAGUGGCUUACCAAGUGAGUAUGAUGUUGUUGUAGUUA